This is a messenger RNA of Pteropus alecto (black flying fox), 756 nucleotides long. RefSeq names its product chromosome unknown C21orf140 homolog (gene CUNH21orf140). NCBI's taxonomy places the organism in Eukaryota, Metazoa, Chordata, Mammalia, Chiroptera, Pteropodidae. The coding region runs from base 1 to 756 and encodes 251 amino acids. The transcript has a single exon. The record is from RefSeq and is a predicted model, not a curated record.
AUGCCUCACUUUGCAAACCCUCUCUUAAGAAACGUCAUUAUCAAAUGUACGUUUGAUAGCAUCAAGAGGAAGCAAUGCCUCCAGUAUUUGAGAACCCUGAGGACACUGCAAUAUGAUGGAUUUAACACCGUGUACUUGGGGGAGACCGAUAUCCCCGAAAGUCUUGUCAUUGGGGACGAUUUUAGCGAUGGGUAUUUCAUGCAAACUCCAACGUGGUAUAUUGUGCAUGCCGGUGGUAGUCAAGGGUGGGUGCCCUGGAAAUACCGGAUGUUCCUAAGAGAUGAGCUAAGCGUCAAACGAGAAGACGGCCUCUUCUUCGAGUUCUGCCACGUGGCGAAGAAGGCCUACGGGAAGUGCGCCAUCGUGGUGAAAGACAGAAAGCGGAAGGAUGAGAUGCAGCCAAAGGAGGACAGAGGAUCUGAGGCCUGGGCCCACGUCCCGUCGGCCGUGAACUUAACGAGCAUCGUGUGUUGCCCUGAGGUGGCCAAGUCCUAUGGCCACGAGCUACUCUCUCUGCCUGCCCCUUACAGUUACCUGAGCCCUUUAGACUCAGCCUGGUCUUCCCUGAAGUGGUUUAUCAUCAAUAACAGAAAGGAGUUUUGUCUGCAGUCCAUGGACACUCUCCAUUCUUACCAGUAUAUACUUCUCAGCGGUUUAGUGAGCAAAGGGAUUGAAAGGAUCAACCCAAGCAAAUGGAGACUAGCAACUAACAAAGUGCGAAGAUGGGAGAACUACUAUCUUGGAAAAUUUUCUUAA